Messenger RNA from Trichoderma asperellum CBS 433.97, 501 nucleotides. The record is from RefSeq and is a predicted model, not a curated record. Lineage: Eukaryota; Fungi; Ascomycota; Sordariomycetes; Hypocreales; Hypocreaceae.
AUGAGUUUAACUACUCUUAACAUCCCUAUCGGCCCUUAUAUGGCUCUCGCUGCCGAAGAAGAACUUUUGCGAAAGGCAGAGAAGGUCGGCAAGCGCCAAAGGGGAAAAAAAAUUACAGCAAUAUUUAGCGAUGAAUUGUAUGCCUAUGAUUGGAUCCCCAACCUCCACGAUGCCGUUGCUGAUCAGGCGAUUAAAGAUUUAGUCGAUUCGAACAUAAUGAAGAAAAGAAAAGAUAUUUUCAGAUAUAAGCUUUCCAUAUAUCACAUUUCUGGUGGGAUUAAAACCCCAUCGGGUGUGUUUCAAGUCGUUAUACCUACUGUUAAGCCGGAUCAGCCAUCUCGCAUACGCAUAACUCCCCAGGACACACGCGUUCAAGUGCCAGUUGAGUGGAGCUUUGGGUCAUAUUUCUUGCUUUCGGAGGGUACAAUGCUAUCCCCGACUACUCCUAUCUCCUAUAUCUCAAUAUCUAUUCCAUUGGUGUCUAGGAUUAGUGAUUCGUGA